AGAAACAACAAAUAACUUUACUCCUUCCAUUGAAUUUCUCUCCUUCUGAUCUCCUCUUCUUCCAUUGAAUUUCUCUUCUUCUUCUUCAACAAAAAAAUAAAAAAGUUUCUUUAACUCCUUCCAUUGAUCGAACUUCUCUCCUUCUGAUCUCCUCUUCUUCCAUUGAAUUUCUCCUCUUCUUCUUCUUCUCUUAAAAAAAAAAAGUUUCUUAAUUCCUUCAAUUGAAUUUCUCUUCUUCUUCUUAAAAAAAAAAAGUUUGUUGACUCCUUCCAUUGAAUUUCUCUUCUUCUUCUUAAAAAAAAAAAAAAAAAAAAGAAGAAGUUUCUUAAUUCCUUCAAUUGAAUUUCUCUUCUUCUUCUUUAAAAAAAAUAAAAAAUUCUUGACUCCUUCCAUUGAAUUUCUCCUCUUCUUCUUAAAAAUAUCUCUCUCUCUACAUCUAGGCUUUUAUUGCUGGUAAGCCACUGCUAAGUGAAUUCCAGUUUUUAAACACAAAUUAUAGCUGCUCUGCUGUAGAUUUCUUCUAAGUAUUCCGGACUCAUAAAGGUGAUUUUAUAAAUAAUUUGAAUUCAUCAAGCGUAUAUAUAUUUGGAAGACAGGAUGGGGCAAGUAAUAUCGGCAGCAUUUCCAACAAUAAUUGAGGCCGUUAAGGGAUGUUUGGGUUUGAAUGAAAGUGUGGAAGAUCUUCAAACACAAGUAAAUCAACUUACUAACCAGUUGGGCGACUUGCACACAAAGUUGACAAAUUUGGAACAAGGAGGUAAAAGGAAGAGGAAGCAAGAAGUUAUUAGUUGGAUUGAGCAAGCAACAAAGCUGAUAAACGACUUUCCAACUGUAAAAGAUAGAGCAAUACACGGGCCAAGCUGGGACGUCUGGGAGAAGUAUUUAAGUAUAAAUCGUGUCAAAAAGAUGAGUGAAGCAGUUAAAGAUGCUAAGAAUGAUCUCAGAAAUAUUGGUGAACUUACAGUAGUUGAUGUGGAUGAAAGCACAAUACCUUCACUAUUUGUCUCUGAGUUAUCUGGAAAGACAUCAAAUGUUUAUUUAGAGAAAUUAUAUAGAUGGUUAGAGGAUGAUAACAUCUCGAGCAUUGGUGUGUAUGGGAUGGGAGGUGUUGGGAAGACAACAUUAAUGAGACAUGUACAUAAUCAAAUCCUCCAAAAAAUGUCGGGUGUUAAAGUUUACUGGGUUACAGUUUCUCAAGAUUUUAGCAUAGAAAAGUUGCAAGAUGACAUUGCUAGAACUGCAGGGCUUCAAUUUCAUGAUGAGAAUGAAGAGCUCAGAGCUACCAUUUUACACCAACACUUAGUGGGGAAGAAAACUGUGCUCAUAUUGGAUGAUGUGUGGAAGUUCAUUGACUUGGAGAAAUUGGGUGACCCUCAUAGGAUUGAAGGGUGCAAGUUCAUUAUAACUUCUCGCUCAUCAGAAGUGUGCCGUCAAAUUGGAUGCCAAAAUUGUUUAAAAGUUGAUGUUUUUAAUGAGGAGGAAGCUUGGAAUUUGUUCAAGCAGAUUCUAUUAAUAUAUGAUCAUAUAGUGGUCAGCAAUGCAAUUGAAGAACAUGCCAAAUCAUUGGCCAAAAAGUGUGGGGGCUUACCAUUGGCACUGAAAACUGUAGCCGCAAGCAUGCGAGGAGUCAAUGAUGAUCACAUCUGGAGAAAUGCCGUUAAGAAUUUUCAAACUGCUUCUCAAUUGGAAACCUUGGAAAAUAAUGUGUUUCAAAGACUCGAAUUUAGCUACAACAGAUUAAAUGAUCAAGGGUUGAAAGAGUGUUUCCUUUAUUGUUGUUUGUAUCCUGAAGAUGGUCAAAUUAAGAAGGAUGAAAUAAUAAUAAAGUUCAUUGCAGAGGAAUUAUGUGAAGAUAUAGACGAGGGUCAUUCCAUAUUGAAAAAACUAGUAGACGUUUUCUUAUUGGAAGAGGGAGAAGAGUGUGUUACGAUGCAUGAUUUAAUGAGAGAAAUGGCUUUAAAGAUUUCAAAGUUCUUGGUUAAAUUUGAGCUCGUUGAAAUUCCAGAGGAAAAACAUUGGACCGCUGAAUUGGAGAGAGUUUCCUUGAAUUCAAAUACAUUGAAAGAAAUUCCAAAUGACUUUUCCCCCAUAUGCCAUAAGCUUUCAACCUUGAAUUUGAGAAACUUGUAUUGGAAAACUGGCAUUAAAGAAAUCCCGGAAUCUUUCUUGUUGUACAUGUCACAGCUUCGAGUCCUUGAUUUAAGUGAUAACUAUCAGCUUAAGUGUCUUCCCAAUUCUAUCUCGAAUUUGGAGAAUCUUUGUGGAUUAUUUCUUAAAGGUUGUAGACGCAUUAGUUGUUUGCCAGCAAUGAAGAAGAUGGAGAAAUUGGGGGUGUUAAAUAUUGAAUAUUGUGAUAGAAUUAGGGAAUUGCCUCAAGACAUGGAAUGUUUAGUGAGUCUCCAAUAUCUACAUAUGAUGGGCACAAGCACAGACUUGGAGAUUCCAAAAGGGGUAAUAUCCAAACUAAGAAAUCUCAAAUGCAUCCAAUUGAACAACUGUGGGAGGUUGCAGAGUGAAGAUUUGAAUUGUUUGCCACAUCUUCAAGAAUUUUGGUGCUGCUAUGAUAAACUGCACGACUUCAACAGUUUGGUUAAAAAUCUUGAGCAACUGAAAUGCUACUACAUAUGUGUAACCAGUUUGCAUUUUCACAGGCAGAGUUUACCUUUGGGCAGUAAUGUGAAGAAGGUGUAUUUCAGGAGAAUCAACUUUACAUUAGUUUUGAUUCCUGCAAACAUUACUUCUUUACACAUUGAAGAUUGUGACGGGCUGAAUGGGUGCAUAGCAGACUAUUUCCAAUCAAUAAUGAGUAAUCUGAGAGAACUAGAAGUAGAUCAGUGCAGGGAAGUAGAGUGGAUUUUGAACAGCAAACAAAUAAUAGAAAAUGUAAGCAACACUGGUGCCACCCCAUUUAAGAGUCUUGAGGUGUUGGAUAUCUAUGACUUGCCAAAAUUAAUAAGUGUGUGUAAGGGAGAAGAUGUAAUUCUUCCAGAUAAUUGCACCUUCUCAUCCCUUAAACAUCUCGAAAUCUUUGGAUGUGAUAGUAUAAAGAAGUUAUUGCCAUAUGCAUUAUUGCAAAAUCUCAAAAACCUUGAGAAACUUGAUGUGAGAUACUGCUCUCAACUAGAAGUGGUAAUAGGAGGAGUUGGGGGGGAUGGAGAAGAAGAAGGUAGUAGUAAUACCCCAAUAUACCUCCCCAAGCUUAAACAAUUAUCUCUAAGUAACCUGCGAGAAUUGAAAAGCAUAUGCAAUGGUAGAGAAAUGAUUUGCCCUUCCAUUGAAGAAAUAAACAUUUGGUGUUGUACAAAUGUAAAGAGGAUGCCUUCAUUUCUUCCCGUUAAUGAGGCUACUGAACAACCAUACAUUCCUUCAUCCUUUCGAAAGAUCAAGUUAUUUGAAGAUGAGAAAGAAUGGUGGGAAUCGUUGGAGUUGCACGAUCCAAAUGCAAAAUACAUCCUUCAAUCUCACAUCCAAUGGUUGCAUCCAAUCGGACAACUGUGGGAGGUUGCAGAGUGAAGAUUUGAAUUGUUUGGAGCUGGUUUGAUGAACUGCACAACUUCAACAGGUUGGUUAGAAAUUUUGAGCGACUGAAAUGCUACAACAUAUAUGUAAGCAGUUCGAAUUUUCACAGGAAGAGUUUACCUUUGGGCAGUAAUGUGAAGAAGGUGUAUUUCACGGGAAUCAAUUUUACAUUAGUUUUGAUUCCUGCAAACAUUACUUCUUUAGAAAUUAAACAGUGUGAAGGGAUGAAAGGGUGCAUAGCAGACUUUCUCCAAUCAAUAAUGAGUAAUCUGAAAGAACUAAUAGUGCAGCAGUGCACAGAAGUAGAGUGGAUUUUGAACAGCAAACAAAUAAUAGAAAAUGCAAGCAA
Molecule: messenger RNA, 3868 nt
Organism: Ipomoea triloba (trilobed morning glory)
Lineage: Eukaryota; Viridiplantae; Streptophyta; Magnoliopsida; Solanales; Convolvulaceae
Product: probable disease resistance protein At4g27220
Exons: 5
Coding region: 598-3513 (971 amino acids)
Molecular function (GO): ADP binding
Source: RefSeq, a predicted model, not a curated record